AAAAAAUAAAAACUCUUUUGGAGGAGAGGGUUUAGUUUUAUUUUUUUGUUUAUUGUAAGAGAAGUUCAUGGCCGGAUGUUCAGUUUUAAGUGCUUCAGAUUGUGGGAAAAUUAGUGGUUAUGAGAAUAAUGGUUGUUACCUUGAGGUUAAUACUUAUGAGAAAGAUAGUUUCGAUGAUUCUGAUGUAUACAAGGACAAACUGAAAUGCCUGUUUGAUCAGGUUCUUUCAGCUUUUUUGAAAGAGGUGGCUUGUAAAGGUUGCAUUAGGCCUGUUCCAGCAAGGCUAGGUGAUGGGCAGUCACUAGAUUUGUUCGAACUCUUUUGGGUUGUGAGAGAGAGAGGUGGUUUUCAUAAGGUGUCCGAAAACGGUUUGUGGUCUUUUGUGGUGAUGGAGUUGGGGUUGGAUCUUUGUGUUUUGGCUUCGGUUAAGUUGAUAUAUAGUAGGUAUUUAGGUGAGAUAGAGCAAUGGUUAAUGGGAACUGGUAGUAAAAGUUUGGGAAAUGGAGGGCAUGAUUGUGGUGGGAAUCACGGUUUUUUGUCGUUGGAGUUAGAGAGGGAGUUUAGGGAUUUGCUAAUGAAGUGGCCUUACAAGAUCAAAGAUGAUAGGCUUUCUUUGGUGGAAUAUGAGAGAAAUGGUAGGUAUGUUGAUAUGGAUAUUGAGAAGAGUGCAUUAAAUUUGUGGAAUAACAAAAGUAGGCAUGUGAGAUCUAGUGCUGUUAGAAAAAGCUGUAGUGACUAUGACGAAAAAUUUCUUGAUGACGAUGAAAAAUUACUUAAUGAUGACUCAAUUGUGGGUCAAAACAACUUUUCUUAUCGUAAGAGGAAGCGGGAAUCUUUAUCAGGAAUGUUGAACUGGUUAAUCCAGAUUGCACAGCAUCCUGAUGAUCCUUCAGUUGGGGUAAUUCCUGAGCCAUCUAAGUGGAAGCAGUAUGAAGAGAAGACGCUGUGGGUGCAGGCAAUCAGGGCACGAGAUGCAUUGCUACAAAGAAGACAUGUUGAUUCGAACAUUAAACAGUCUCCCUUGCAGAACAGUCAAAAGAUACAUCCAUCCAUGUAUGAGGACAUUGCAAAUCAUAGUCACUAUUCUAUAGAGAGGUUAAGAUGCAGCGAAAGGCUUCCUACCUCAGUAAAAUCUCGUUUAUGCUCUUGUUGCAAUUCAUGUCCUGCAACUGAGGGUAAAUUGACUAGUCCUCGCAAGAGAGAGUUGGAGACUGGACCAAAGGAGAAAACUCCUCUGAAAAUUAUUUCAUUGGCCACAAAUACAACCGUUGACUCUUGUGGAGAUGAGCCCUUUGAAAAGCAUGUUGCCAUUGGACCUCUCUUUCAAGCUAGUGUCCCUGAGUGGACAGGCAUGGUUGCCGAGAGUAACCCUAAGUGGCUAGGUACAUGCUUAUGGCCUUUGGUAGAUGGAGAACAAAAUACCCUAAUUGAAAGGGAUCCCAUUGGGAGGGGAAGAUCAGAUACAUGUGGCUGUUCGCUUCCGGGUUCUGUUGAAUGUGUUAGAUUUCACAUUGCUGAGAGCAGGAUGAAAUUGAAGCUUGAGCUGGGUUCUGUUUUCUUUUAUUGGAAAUUUGAUAGGAUGGGUGAGGAAGUUUCAGUUCGAUGGACUGUUGAAGAAGAAAAGAGAUUUAAGGAUAUAAUAAAAUUUAAUCCUCACUCUUUGAGUAAGCGCUUGUGGGGCAAUGCAUCCAAAUGCUUUCAUAGGAAGACAAGGGAAGACUUAGUAAGCUAUUACUUUAAUGUAUUCCUUGUCCGCCGCAGAAGUUAUCAGAAUCGUGUGACUCCAAGGGAUAUUGACAGUGAUGAUGAUGAAUCAGAACUUGGAUCUGUUAGUGGCAGUUUUGGGCAUGAAGCAGUGAAGGUUCCUGGCUCCGACAUAAUGAUAUGUGAUAAAAAUAAUCAGUUCACAUAUUUGGAAUAAUGUGUAAUGCAGGUCAGGAGUUACUGUAAUUAGGAACUCAAGUCCCAUGGGCUGCUUUACAUUCCCGUUAAAGUUUAAAGGUUCUUUUCCUCUUUAGCAAUGAAGCAUCACUUAAUGACAAUGAAGAUUUGAUGGUUUUAGUAAUCACAUUGAAGAGUGACGCAAUUUUGAAGGUAAGUUGUGGAGGUGGAAGCAGACCUGGCAGGGUUCUUAAUGAUGCCAAACAACAAAAUAUGGUAAAAUGUGUUAAAAUGUUUCAUGGCUGGCCAUCAAGUUUUUCAAGUUUUCAAAGUAAACUUUUUGUUAUCCAAUGCGAUGGCCGCAUUUUGUAUACUGUCAAUGAAUACAGAUAAACAGCUUUUUGGAUAAAGGAAUAUGGGGGAGGUAGAG
This is a messenger RNA of Pistacia vera, 2311 nucleotides long. Its product is annotated as AT-rich interactive domain-containing protein 2. The coding region runs from base 68 to 1921 and encodes 617 amino acids. NCBI's taxonomy places the organism in Eukaryota, Viridiplantae, Streptophyta, Magnoliopsida, Sapindales, Anacardiaceae. The transcript has 2 exons. Gene Ontology annotation, molecular function: DNA binding. The record is from RefSeq and is a predicted model, not a curated record.